CUUGUAUAAAAUACGUGCCUUUUGUGCCCUUUCCCCUCAGAACUUACUAAAGCCGUUACGGAUCGACUAUUCGCGCAAUACUACUGUCAUUUUGCCAUGGCAGAACCUUCGAACCUCGCAAAACGCAUAGUCUUCACCGGCGGCUCAGGUGUAGCAGGUCGUCACGUCGUCGCUAAGCUCCUAUCAUACGGCCACAAGAUUUUGAAUGUAGACACAACGUCUCUCGAUAACCCAGAUGUUUACACCCUGAAAGCGGACCUUACCGAUGGCGCUCAAGCUUUCAACAGCCUUUCAUGUCACUUCCAAGUGUCCGAACCUUUCAUGGAGCCCGUUCAAACUCCUGAUGCAGUCAUACAUUUCGCAGGCAUCCCGCAGCCAAUGCGCGUCCCGGACAAUGAGCUUUUCCGCAUCAACACUAUGAGCUCGUACAACAUCAUCGAAGCCGCUUGCAAACUCGGAAUCAAGAAAAUCAUCCUCGCUUCUAGCAUUACCACGUACGGCGUAACGUAUGCUGAAGGCGAUGUCGACUUUCCUCACUUCCCACUCACCGAAGAAUCACCGACCCAGCCUAUGGACGUCUAUGCUACGAGCAAACUCUGCAUGGAGAGAGUAGCCGAGAGCUUCGCAAGGAGGUUUAAAGGAGUCGAUAUCUACGCCCUCCGCAUCGGCGGCGUCAUCGAGCCCGACAGAUUUGAGGAGAAGCUUAAGUCAUACAUCGAAGAGCCAGAGAAGUGGAAACCACAUGCGUGGUCAUACACUGAUGCCCGCGACUUGGGGAGCAUGAUCCAGUGCUGUUUGGCGAAGGACGGGCUGGGGUUUCAAGUAUUCAACGCGGUGAAUGAUGAGAUUACGAACGUGGCCCAUCGGACGACGGAACGGUUCUUGAAGAGUAUCUGUCCGAACACGCCGUUCACGAGGGAAAUGGGGCCCAGGGAAGCGCCAGUUUCGAACACGAAGAUCAAAGACAUGACAGGGUUUAAGGAGGAGUUUGGCUGGAGGGAGAUGCUUGGGAGAGAGUCCUGAGACGUGGGAUGGUUUUGUGCCGGAGCACUUAGGGAUUUUUGGCCCCGGUCAUAAGAGGGAUAGGGAAACUCGUUUAUGUGAGCUGAAAGCGGGCAUAGGAAGGCAGGCGCGUGCCGUCGAGUAAAGGCCGACGAACUUGACCGCAUCCGCGGUAGUUUGAAUGCCCCGGGGCCCCACUGGUUUAUCCCAUCUGCGAACUUUCCGCUUUUUGACUUAGGUAGAUAAACGAAGUCGGUACCUAGCCGCCUUCCUCCAAAGGGAAUCUGCCAAGUUUUGAAAGUCUAUGUCCGCCUAUAGCCUGACAUCGACUCGGUUGAUGAGA
Molecule: messenger RNA, 1345 nt
Organism: Trematosphaeria pertusa
Lineage: Eukaryota; Fungi; Ascomycota; Dothideomycetes; Pleosporales; Trematosphaeriaceae
Product: NAD-dependent epimerase/dehydratase-like protein
Exons: 2
Coding region: 97-1023 (308 amino acids)
Source: RefSeq, a predicted model, not a curated record